Molecule: messenger RNA, 2021 nt
Organism: Pogoniulus pusillus (Red-fronted tinkerbird)
Lineage: Eukaryota; Metazoa; Chordata; Aves; Piciformes; Lybiidae
Product: keratin, type I cytoskeletal 14
Exons: 9
Coding region: 346-1848 (500 amino acids)
Biological process (GO): epithelial cell differentiation; intermediate filament organization
Cellular component (GO): cytoskeleton
Molecular function (GO): structural molecule activity
Source: RefSeq, a predicted model, not a curated record
GCGGCUGGAGUCAGCUCCUCUGCUCUCAGGUGCAGUCCUGAGACGCUGAAACGUAGCCGAGAGCAAGGAGCCCUGGGUCUGAAUCACGGCGGCUGCUGGGAACCGCGGCGGAAGGAGCAGCUCUGGGCUGAGCUCUGCUGCUUCUAGUGGGAUGUGACAAAAGAUGUGAAAUCAGGAGAGGAAAAUGAUGAUUCUGGAAUUUGGCUCUGGCUGUCAGGGCUGACGAAAAGCGGCGGGCAACGCCUCCCGGGCGGGCUAUAAAGGGCUCCGGGGCAGAGGGGAGCCAGCACUCGCUGCCUGCGCUGCCGAGCCCCGUGUCUCUGCCAGCCUCCAGCAGCCUUCAUCAUGAGCACCACGGUCAGGCAGUUCUCCUCCUCCACCUCCCUCAAGGGCGGCCUCGGGGGAGGCUCCAGCAGGCUUUCGUCCUCGGUGCGUCUCGGGGGAGCUGGGUACAGAGCCCCCAGCGUGCACGGAGCCUCGGGCAGCUACUCCGUCUCGUCCCGCAUGGUGUCUGGGCUGGGCAGCAGCUAUGGGGGCAGCUACUGCGGCAGCGUCGGAGGGGGCCUCGGCGCUGGCUUUGGGGGUGGCUUUGGAGGCGUCUUUGGAAGUGGCUUUGGGGGCGGCGACGGGGGCAGCAGCUAUGGGGGCAGCUACUGCGGCAGCGUCGGAGGGGGCCUCGGCGCUGGCUUUGGGGGCGGCUAUGGAGGCGGCUUUGGCAUGGACUUUGGAAGUGGCUUUGGGGGCGGCGACGGCAUCCUGCCGGCUGGAGAGAAGGAGACGAUGCAGAACCUCAACGACCGCCUGGCCAACUACCUGGACAAGGUUCGUGCCCUGGAGGAGGCCAACACCGACCUGGAGGUGAAGAUCAGGGAGUGGUACAAGAAGCAAGGACCUGGUCCGGAACGGGACUACAGCCCCUACUACAGGACCAUCGAGGAGCUCAGGAACAAGAUUCUUUCUGCAACUGUUGAAAAUGCCAACAUCAUCCUGCAGAUCGACAAUGCCAGGCUGGCAGCUGAUGACUUCAGAACCAAGUUUGAGACCGAGCAGGCUCUGCGCAUGAGCGUGGAGGCUGACAUCAAUGGGCUGCGCAGGGUCCUGGACGAGCUGACCCUGGCCAGAGCUGACCUGGAGAUGCAGAUCGAGAACCUGAAGGAGGAAUUGGCCUACCUGAAGAAGAACCAUGAGGAGGAGAUGAACAUCCUGCGUGGGCAGGUGGGAGGAGAGAUCAGCGUGGAGAUGGACGCAGCUCCUGGCGUGGACCUGACCAAGAUCCUGGCAGAGAUGCGGGAGCAGUACGAGAGCCUGGCGGAGAAGAACCGCAGGGACGCCGAGCAGUGGUUCUUCACCAAGACGGAGGAGCUGAACCGGGAGGUGGCCAUCAACACGGAGCAGCUGCAGAGCGGCAAGACGGAGAUCACGGAGCUGCGCCGCACCAUCCAGAGCCUGGAGAUCGACCUGCAGUCGCAGCUCAGCACGAAAGCGGCGCUGGAGGGCACCUUGGCCGACACCGAAGGGCGCUACGGCGCGCAGCUGGCACAGCUGCAGGGGCUGAUCAGCGGCGUGGAGGAGCAGCUGGCGGAGCUGCGCUGCGACAUGGAGCGGCAGAACCAGGAGUACCGAGUGCUGCUGGACGUCAAGUGCCGGCUGGAGCAGGAGAUCUCCACCUACCGCCGGCUGCUGGAGGGCGAGGACGCGCACAUCUCCUCUCAGUACAACUCAGCUGCAUCCUCUCACUCGGGCAGAGAUGCUGUGACAUCCUCCCGCCAGGUCCGCACCAUCGUGGAGGAGGUGCAGGAUGGGAAGGUGGUGUCCUCCAGGGAGCAGGUUGCUCUCACCACACGCUAAGAGGACUCUCAGCCCCGGGCUCAGUGACCUGAGCACCAUCUGAGCCCGAAUGUGCUGGGGCUGUGCCAUGGGAGCAGCCAGCUGCCUUCCUCUGCUCCUCUCCUGCCCCAGCUGCAGGCAGUGCCACUGUGCACUCUGUACACAUAUAAUAAAGCUUUCUCCUCGUUUGUGCA